This is a messenger RNA of Fulmarus glacialis (Northern fulmar), 495 nucleotides long. RefSeq names its product LSM12 homolog (S. cerevisiae) (gene LSM12). The annotation marks the transcript as partial. Lineage: Eukaryota; Metazoa; Chordata; Aves; Procellariiformes; Procellariidae. The transcript is spliced from 3 exons. The record is from RefSeq and is a predicted model, not a curated record.
AUGCUAAUGUGGCUCUUCCACUGCGGCAGCUCCAGCCGAGGAAAGGCGCUGGUCCAGCGCCUCCUGCCCGUCUCCUGCCUCCAGGCAGCUGCACCGCCUCCUCCUCCCCCGGCCGUGGGAUUUAAGGCGGGGACAGUGAGCGGCAGAGCUGUGUCUGCGGGGGGGACCUGCAUCCCCUUGGAGCUGUUGUGGCCGCUCGGGCGAUGCUCAGCUGAGCUCCCUCUCUCUUUGUCUCCCCUCCAGCUCGCCAACAAAGCGCGGACGGAGAAGGAAGAGAAGAUGAGCCAGGCGUAUGCAAUUAGUGCUGGUGUCUCUCUGGAGGGGCAGCAGCUCUUCCAGACUAUACAUAAGACCAUUAAAGACUGUAAAUGGCAGGAGAAGAACAUAGUUGUGAUGGAAGAAGUCGUUAUCGCCCCUCCCUAUCAAGUGGAAAACUGUAAAGGCAAAGAGGGAAGCGCGCUGAGUCACGUACGCAAAAUAGUGAGUACGGGCAGG